This is a messenger RNA of Penicillium brevicompactum, 1353 nucleotides long. RefSeq names its product TLC domain-containing protein. Gene Ontology annotation, biological process: ceramide biosynthetic process. Bases 1 to 1353 code for a protein of 450 amino acids. The record is from RefSeq and is a predicted model, not a curated record. Gene Ontology annotation, molecular function: sphingosine N-acyltransferase activity. Gene Ontology annotation, cellular component: membrane. The transcript has a single exon. NCBI's taxonomy places the organism in Eukaryota, Fungi, Ascomycota, Eurotiomycetes, Eurotiales, Aspergillaceae.
AUGGUCCGUCCGCGGGGAAGCUCAGCCUUGGGCGUGGACAUCCGAGGCGAUACUAGCGCGCCAGCGAUGUCCACGAUGAACGAAGUGAGCCCGAUCGAAUCACCCACAGACCAGAAGGUACGCAUUACCGAGGCAGUCGCGCGCAUCCCGACUAACAGCACCCAGUUCAAUGGCUCCGCGAAACCGAAAACAACAAAGCGUCGUCGCGCCCGAUCGCUCCUCCAUCGCUUCGCAGAUACCUGUCUGCGAUAUACAUGGCUCCUGCCUUUGAUCGUGAUGCUCUUUUUGCUCGGCCUGUACGCCAUUAACCCCACGACCUCAAACCCAAUGCACAGCGCCAUCUUUCUGUCUUACCCGCAAGGUCCCAAGACUCCCGGUGGUCCAAUCAUGUACGGAAAAGGCAAGAAGGACAUCGCGUUCGUGGCGUUCUAUACGGUUGUGCUGUCUUUCACACGCGAAUUCAUCAUGCAGCAGAUGAUCCGACCGUUCGCUGUGUGGUGUGGUAUUCGAGGCAAGGGCAAGACCGCGCGGUUCAUGGAGCAAAUGUACACGGCGGUGUACUUCGGAGUCUUCGGGCCAUUUGGGCUUUAUGUGAUGAAGCGCUCGACGAUUUGGUACUUCAACACCACGGCGAUGUUCGAGGGAUUCCCGCACCGCGAGCACGAGGCCGUCUUCAAGGCCUAUUACCUCCUCGAGGCUAGUUACUGGGCCCAGCAGGCGAUUGUGCUCAUGCUGCAGUUGGAGAAGCCCCGCAAGGACUUCAAAGAGCUGGUCGGCCACCACAUCAUCACCUUGGCUCUUAUCGGACUGAGCUAUCGCUUCCACUUCACGCACAUGGGUCUGGCGGUUUACAUCACGCACGAUAUCUCUGAUUUCUUCUUGGCGACGUCCAAGACUCUCAACUACCUGGAUGCGUAUAUCACUGCGCCGUACUUCACCAUGUUUGUUGGAUGGUGGAUUUACCUACGUCAUUAUCUGAAUCUGAAGAUUCUCUGGGCUGUUCUGACAGAGUUCCGCACCGUUGGUCCCUUUGAGCUCAACUGGGAGACUCAGCAGUAUAAGUGCUGGAUUAGUCAGUACAUCACCUUUUCCCUGCUUGCCAGUCUGCAGGCCGUCAACCUGUUCUGGCUCUUCCUGAUCCUGCGCAUCUUGACCAACUACAUCUUCACCAACGUCACAAAGGAUGAGCGCAGCGAUGACGAGGAAGAGGAAGAAGAAGAGACUACUGUCGAGACCAAGGCUAUUGCCACUGGCGCCGAUCAGGGCAAGGAGAACCAAGCCCCUCAGGUGCUGGUCAAUGGCGAGCCCGUCGCCGAGCAGCGCGGACCUCGGACGCGCAGCCGAAAGGCCUAA